CUCUAGGACACAGUCCAAUCGAGAUCGCGCCUCGUGUCAGGGCGCACAACGCACGUUUGUCCAUCGUUGCGCGUUCGUGCUUUUUUUUAUUAUACACAAUCGCGGUUGUUCACACAGAGAGUUCCGUAUCGCGGUAUUAGGACUAGCGACACGAGUCUGCCGUCACACGGUCUUGAUCUUUAUUUCUUCCUUUCUUCUUCGCGUCUUUUCAAUCUCGGUUUCACAAAGUCAGCUAUACCGAUUAUUCGCAUAUAGCAAACAAAACGGCCUAUGCAUUGUCAUAUUUUGUUUAGAUACUUGUUUUUAUUUACGCUGUGCCUUGAUGUGUGCGUGGCUGCGUCCGGAUGUGCGUGAAUUUUUAGUCAUCCCGUAUCGACAUAAAAAAGUUUUGCCUUCCGAGUGAUUUUUCGGUGUCUGCUCAAGUGCUUUUCCGAAUCUUCGUAUCUCGUUACAAUAGAUAGAUUGUAAUAACUUGACACGUUUUCGACAACAAAGUAGGUGGUGAAGCGAAGAGGUUUCCGUACGAUCUGGUGCUGCGUAUGUUUUUGUAUAGCCGGAGGAGCAGUUGGUCACGGGUGCGAUCAGCAGGAAGAGAAGAACGUAUUGGAGGGGGGUGGUGGCAGUGACAGGGGUGGCGAGGGUCACGGAGUUGGCCCAAGGGGUGGCAUCAUGGACUCUCAUCAGCAACAAUUCUGCCUCAAGUGGAACAGUUUCGGCAGCAACUUGGCAACCGCCUUCUCAAACCUCUUCAAAAGCGAGAGUCUCACCGAUGUCACCCUUUUCUGCGAGGGUGUCACAUUCAAAGCGCACAGACUCAUACUUGCGGCAUGCAGCAAACACUUUCAAGAGUUGUUCGAGGGUAUGCCACCCUCACCAGCGGGUCUCAUCGUCAUAUUGGAUGGCACGAGUGCACACAACAUGGCGUCCCUCCUCGAAUUUAUGUACAGAGGCGAGGUUCAUGUGUCACAAGAGUCGCUCAGCUCUUUCCUCAAGGCUGCUGAGUGUCUUCAAGUCAAGGGUCUGUCGAUAGAGCACGAAAAGCUCGCGGUGGCUCAUAGACACGCAGCCGAGAACAAUAAUUCAUCGACGGAUUCUGGAACCGGGAAUGCCGAGGUUCUCGAGGCCGAGGUUGCUGAGAGAGUUAUGAAGAGAGAACCAACCCCCGCACCACCUUACGCGGUACCAAAUAUCUACAGUUCCGCUCACUAUUACGAGAGCCCUCAGAAGAGAACGAGGUUAAUGAGGUCACCCAGCGAAAUGGAUGCGCUGGGCAGGGUCAGUGUACUCAGAGACGGGGCGGCUUUUCGUCCAGCGUCAGCACCGCAUCCACUCUUAUUGGAUAAUCAUCUCUAUCAGCCGUUCACUCAUCCAUCGGAAAAUUCGACUCAUCCUCACACAGCCCCGCACACACCCACGGAACUCGAACGCGAACUCGAACGUGACAGGUCCGAGGAGAGGGGAAAUGGUGAGCACAAAGAAAGCGUUGCGGAAGAUCUUCGUAUAAAGCAAGAACCAGCGGGCUUGACGGAUCGUGAAAGGGCAGAAAAAUUGGCUGAGAGAUUAUCGGGGGAGGUUUACACGGUCGGCCGAGGUUUCGAAGCUUCUAAUUACGGUAUAACGGGUGAUCAUAAGCCCAACGUCGCGCAAUUCGGACCCAGUAUCGUACCCCUUGCUCAUCCACCUACACCCGAUCUCAGCCCAGCUCCGACCACACCGGCGAGAUGGAAUUCGAAAAUCAACAAGGCAGGCACUGUCAGCACGCCGGACGGAAAAAAAUUGAAAUGUCCGUUUUGCGAGAGAUUGUACGGUUACGAGACGAAUCUCCGUGCCCACGUGCGACAACGCCAUCAGGGUAUAAGGGUUUCAUGUCCGUUUUGCUCGCGUACGUUUACCCGCAAUAAUACGGUAAGACGUCACAUCGCUCGCGAGCACAAGACUGAGUUGAGUCUCAAGGCUUUUCAGCAAGCGAGUCAUCCAGUGGCGGACACGGUACCCCAAUAAACGGCACCCUGGAACCUUCAGGAAAAAUUAUAUACGACAUUUGCAAGGUUGAAUAAGAAGAAACCAAAUUGGUAAAUAACACAACAAGUAAAAGAAGAUCAACAACCAAAGUCACGCUGGUUUUAUCACGCGCAAUACGAUAGCGUAUAAACGCGGGAUCGUGAUCGAUUUCACUAGAGUGCAUUGUUAUUCCUCAAAGUGCACUGGCGAUAUUUUCGUCUUGAAAAAGAGCAUCGAUCAUGUUCUUUUUUAAAAUUAUUAUUAUAAUCAAUGCUAAAGAGGGGGGGGGGGGGGGAGAGAAAAAACCAGGGAAAUGUGUUGCGGAGGUUUGUUUUUUUCUCUCUCAUCCACUCCCCACCUCCUCGAACAAGGAUGAGAUUUUGCAAACCGCGGUAGCAAAAAUCUAUUUUGCGAUUACUACAGUUACCUGUAAACUAGCAAGAGUACAAGUGCUCCCUCCCAUUCAACCCCGACCCAUUCGUAUGAGCGUCCAUCGUCUCCCGCUGAAGAAAAAAUGGAUCGACGGAGACGAAAUAAAUAAUAUUAUGCCGUCGGAUGUUGCUUCUCUGAUUGAAUGAUUUCGAUGUCGGAAAACAAGAAAAAAUACAUAAAUUACUCCAUUAGGAGAGCAGGCACAAGACGGCCCUUUUUUCACGAGAACAGCGUGUUCUCUUGUUGCAUUCCGGCUGUGAGACAAGUAGUAAACGAAAAAAGAUUGACGCAAAAUUAAAAAAAAAUUCAACGCAAGAAUGUGAAAAUGAAAAUGGCUACCAUAGAAGAAAGAAAAGAGAGAAAAAAUCCGCGGACCCGACAUCCUAUACGAACGUCACGAUGAAAAUAAUCGAUCGAGUAUACGAUACGUAAGACAAAAGAUCGAAAAACAUCAGUAAUAACAAUAGACAUGAUGGAAAAUGAAAUAGAUUUAACAGAAUUCGAGGACGCGCGGAUUUGGUCUCGUAACACGAUCGAAAGACCCGUGAAAAUCCUCCCUCCCCGACUAUCCUCGCUCCUUGAUGCUGUCUCACGAAAACACGCUGCAAAUCACAAAACUAGUCAAUGAAAGUGCAACGGUCAAGUAAGGUUUAUUAACUGUACUGUAAAAAAGUAAUAAUUAAAAAAACAAAAACCGUACGAAACACAAAAUAAAAAGAAAAUGAAAAAGAAGACAAAACGAAGCGAGUGAGGUGUGGAAAAGCCGAAAAGCCAAGCGUGUGGCAAAUAUAAAAAGAAGAUCAACGGCGUUUCAGUGAAGUAUUAAGAGGCGAAAGAAACAAAAGAAAAUAGCAUUAUGAUACAGUCACGGAGGCGUAUGUAAGGCCGAGCGAUUAUGAAUGUGAGCGUAUGAAUGGCAAAUAGAGAUCGCAAGAAAACAAACCGAUCAACUCAGGUAAUUGAUCAACUGAUUACUUUUACAAGAUUUUCUUCGUUAGUAACUCGCAAGAGUUUCCGCUAUUAUUAUUAUUAUUAUUAUUAUUAUUAUUAUUAUUAUUAUUAUUUUCAUUAUUGUUAAUAUUAGCAUUAUUAUUACUUCUUCUUCUACUACUACUACUACUACUACAACUACAACUACUACUACUACUACUACUACUACUACUACUGUUAUUUCCC
Molecule: messenger RNA, 3609 nt
Organism: Venturia canescens
Lineage: Eukaryota; Metazoa; Arthropoda; Insecta; Hymenoptera; Ichneumonidae
Gene: chinmo
Product: Chronologically inappropriate morphogenesis
Exons: 7
Coding region: 670-2001 (443 amino acids)
Biological process (GO): regulation of transcription by RNA polymerase II
Cellular component (GO): nucleus
Molecular function (GO): protein binding
Source: RefSeq, a predicted model, not a curated record